Sorex araneus (European shrew) is the source of this 1254-nucleotide messenger RNA. It is a transcript of the gene ISG15, whose product is annotated as ISG15 ubiquitin like modifier. Gene Ontology annotation, biological process: ubiquitin-dependent protein catabolic process. Gene Ontology annotation, molecular function: polyubiquitin modification-dependent protein binding. Gene Ontology annotation, cellular component: cytosol. Lineage: Eukaryota; Metazoa; Chordata; Mammalia; Eulipotyphla; Soricidae. Bases 745 to 1221 code for a protein of 158 amino acids. The transcript is spliced from 4 exons. The record is from RefSeq and is a predicted model, not a curated record.
UCAAGCGUUGGCUCCGGGAACACGAAGCCGCGACGACAAAGGGUGAGCCCUGCCUCCCGCCCUCGCGAUGGGGCAGCGCUCGGACUGACGUGGUAGGAGAGUCGCCGCGCCCCUCCGGUGCCGCGGGGCCUCUCCGGACGGACCAGCCUUCACCCCCUUCGCCCCCGGGCUGGGAGGGUCGCCAGGCCCCGCUGCAGGCCGCGUGGGCCCAGGGAGGGGAAGGGAUCUGAAGCCUCGAGAAGGGUCCAGCUUCCGCCCCAGACCUUCGGGCCUCCUCCGGCCUCGCACCUCGCACCUCGCACGCCUCCGGCCACGUCCUCAGGCCUCUAGCCUACAGCCACUACUCCAGAGCGGCCCAGUGGACUUGGGACUCCAGGUGCCCAGCUGGACAGAGGCCCCGCCUGGGGCAGGCUGGGUCACUCAGUAAAUCUCAAAAGAGAUCAAAAACCACAGUUAAUCUUGGACCCGCUCAUGGCUGAACAGACUGGUGUGGGAAAAGGAAACUGAAACCACAACUGGAAACUAAAUCGGAGGGGGCAGUUUGGCCCGACCAAGCAGAGCCCCCGGCAGCCACUUGCUUCCACAAUCCAAAAUCGCCACCAUACCCCAGCCUGACUCCACGAUCUCAGGACGGACCUCACCAAGAUAUAAUCUGCUGAAAAUUCUGGCCUUAAAAGAGCUGAGUCUGGGCUGCAGCAGCUGGAGCGGAGCACCUGUCAAGAGUGGAGAGGCCCCAACCAAGCCAUGGGGUUCGUGAAGGUGAAGAAACUGAGCGGAGAGGAGUACACGGUGCCCCUGGCGGACACCCUGGGCGAGCUGCAGCGGCUGGUGGAGCGGCAGACGGGCGUGCCCGCCUUCCUGCAGCGCCUGGCCCUGCACCCAGAGGGAACGGUGCUGCAGGACGGGCAGAGCCUGGCUGGCCAGGGCCUGCGCCCCAACGCCGUCGUCCUGCUGGUGGUCGAGAACAACGUGGCGCGGAACAUCCUGGUGAGGAACACCCAGGGCCAGAGCGUGUCCUACGAUGUCCAGCUCACACAGACCGUGGCGGAGCUCAAGCAGCAAGUGUGCGAGAAGGAGCGGGUGCGGGCCGACCAGUUCUGGCUCGGUUUCCAGGGGAGACAGAUGGUGGACACGGAGCUGUUGGGGAAUUACGGCCUCACAAACCUCUGCACCGUGGACAUGAACCUGUACCUGCGCGGGGGCGCUGGGGGCGUGGCCUGAGACCCCAACACCGCAAUAAAGCUCCAAGGCUGC